Messenger RNA from Lemur catta (Ring-tailed lemur), 843 nucleotides. RefSeq names its product olfactory receptor 1G1-like. Gene Ontology annotation, biological process: G protein-coupled receptor signaling pathway. The coding region runs from base 1 to 843 and encodes 280 amino acids. Gene Ontology annotation, molecular function: olfactory receptor activity; G protein-coupled receptor activity. The record is from RefSeq and is a predicted model, not a curated record. The transcript has a single exon. Lineage: Eukaryota; Metazoa; Chordata; Mammalia; Primates; Lemuridae. Gene Ontology annotation, cellular component: membrane.
AUGUACCUGGUCACGGUGUUGGGGAACCUGCUCAUCAUCCUGGCCAUUGGUUCUGACCAGCACCUCCACACCCCCAUGUACUUCUUCCUGGCCAGCCUGUCCUUCACCGAGAUCUGCUUCACCUCCACCAUAGUCCCCAAGGUGCUGGUGAACAUGCACACACAGCGUCACACCAUCUCCUACACCGGGUGCCUCAUGCAGAUGUACUUCUUCAUGGCAUUGACUCUGCUGGAUGACUUCCUGCUGGCUGUGAUGGCAUAUGAUCGCUACAUGGCCAUCUGCCUUCCUCUGCACUACACCAUGGUCAUGAAACCCCGACGCUGCCUGAUGCUGGUGGCAGCAUCCUGGCUCUGCUCCCACUGCCUGACUUUCUCUCUCACCCUCCUGAUGACUCAAUUUUCAUUCUGUGCCUCCCAUUCCAUCCCACAUUUUUUUUGUGAUGUACCCCCACUCCUCAAACUUGCCUGUUCAGACACCCAUAUCUUUCAGGUCACAAUGUUAACUGAAGCAGUUCUCUCAGGCAUGAUCCCUCUCACUUGUGUCCUGGUCUCUUAUGCCCACAUCAUGCACACCAUCUUCAGGAUCCCUUCUCCUGGAGGCAAGCACAAAGUCUUCUCUACCUGUGGCUCUCACCUGUCAGUGGUCACUCUCUUCUAUGGGACCCUCUUUCUAGUGUAUUUCCAGCCCUUAUCCUCCUACUCAGCAGAUACUGGAAAGGUGGCAUCUGUAGUAUACACGAUGGUCACUCCCAUGCUGAACCCUUUUAUCUACAGCCUGAGGAACAGGGACAUGCAGGGGGCUUUGUGGAGACUCCUUGGCUUCAGAAAAUAUUCUACUCAGUAA